Trichechus manatus latirostris (Florida manatee) is the source of this 4125-nucleotide messenger RNA. RefSeq names its product NLR family member X1 (gene NLRX1). Gene Ontology annotation, cellular component: mitochondrion. The record is from RefSeq and is a predicted model, not a curated record. The coding region runs from base 271 to 3198 and encodes 975 amino acids. Gene Ontology annotation, molecular function: protein binding. The transcript is spliced from 10 exons. NCBI's taxonomy places the organism in Eukaryota, Metazoa, Chordata, Mammalia, Sirenia, Trichechidae. Gene Ontology annotation, biological process: negative regulation of canonical NF-kappaB signal transduction.
ACCCGUCCCGAGGCUCGUCCGCUUGGGUGCCCGCUGCCCAGGCCGGAUGCCAGGGCGGGCAGGGCUCCGUGCAGGCGGGUGGAGGCGGGCAGGAAGCGCCGCGCUGCGUCGCGCCGAGCCGGGGACUCUGGGAGCCAGAGGGGGACACGCCGGCUUCUGACCCGCUGACCUCCCCGGGCCGCCAGCCGAAGGGCUCCCGGGGCCUGGGCAGCCGCGGGGAGCAGGAUAGAAGGCGGUGCUGUCUCCAGGGCUCUGACCUUUUCGUCCACCAUGAGGUGGAACUGCCGAUUGCCCAGAGCCUUUUGGGGCUCUGGUCUGGGAAGAGCACACCAGCCACCAGAUGAUCGAAUCCCCUUUCUGAUCCACUGGAGUUGGCCUCGUAAAGGAGAAUGUCCCCUUGGGCCCUCUAGGGCCUUUACACGCCACCAUGGAAGCUCAGUGGGCAGUGCUCCCCCACCAGGGAGGCAUGGACAGCUGUUCCAGAGCGUCUCUGCAGCUGAAGCUAUCCAGAGGCACCGCCAGAACCUGGCUGAGUGGUUCAUCAGGCUGCCCAGGGAGGAGCACCAGUUUGGCCCAACUUUUGCACUAGACGCGGUCCAUGUGGACCCUGUGAUCCGCGAGAGCACUGCUGAUGAGCUGCUUCACACACCUGUGGAGCUGGCUCUGGAACAUCAGCCGCCCCAGCCUGGGCUCCCCACGUUGGCCCUGUCUCAGCUUUUUGACCCGGAUGCCUGUGGGCGCCGGGUACAGACUGUGGUGCUAUAUGGGACGGUGGGCACAGGCAAGAGCACACUAGUGCGCAAGAUGGUCCUGGACUGGUGUCACCGGCGGCUGCCAACCUUUGAGCUGAUCAUCCCCUUCUCCUGUGAGGACCUGUCGUCCCUGGGCCCUGCCCCAGCCUCCUUGUGCCAGCUGGUGGCUCAGCGCAACAUGGCCCUGAAGGAGGUUCUGCCUCUGAUGGCUGCUGCUGGGCCCCGCCUGCUCUUUGUGCUCCAUGGCUUGGAGCAUCUCAACCUCGACUUCCAGCUGGCAGGCACAGGGCUUUGCAGCGACCCUGAGGAGCCAAAAGCACCAGCUGCCAUCAUUGUCAACCUGCUGCGCAAAUACAUGCUGCCUGAGGCCAGCAUUCUGGUGACCACCCGGCCCUCUGCCAUCAGCCGCAUACCCAGCAAGUACGUAGGCCGCUAUGGCGAGAUCUGUGGCUUCUCUGAUACCAACCUGCAGAAGCUCUACUUCCAGCUCCGCCUCAACCAGCCAGACUGUGGGAACAGCGCUGGGGGCGCAGGUGUCUUGGCCACCUCGGCUCAGCGUGACAACUUGGUGCAGAUGCUCUCCCGGAACCUGGAGGGGCACCACCAGAUUGCCGCCGCCUGCUUCCUGCCCUCCUAUUGCUGGCUCGUCUGUGCCACCUUGCACUUCCUACACACCCCCACUCCUGGGGGCCAGACCCUCACAAGCAUCUACACCAGCUUCCUGCGCCUCAAUUUCAGUGGGGAAAUGCUGGACAGCACUGACCCCUCCAGGGUGUCUUUGAUGGCCUAUGCAGCCCGAACUUUGGGCAAGUUGGCCCACAAGGGGGUGACCUCUCGCAAGACCUACUUCUCUGAAGAGGAUGUCCGCGGAUGCCUGGAGGCUGGCAUCGAGACGGAAAAAGAGUUUCAGCUGGUGCAUGUCUUCCGCCGGGAUGCCCUGAGGUUUUUCCUGGCCCCGUGUGUGGAGCCAGGACACCUGGGCACCUAUGUGUUCACCGUGCCCGCCAUGCAGGAAUACCUAGCUGCCCUCUACAUUGUGCUGGGUUUGCAUAAGACCACCCUGCAGCGGGUGAGCAAGGAUGUGGCUGAGCUUGUGGGCCGUGUAGGGGAGGAUGUCAGCCUGGUACUGGGCAUCGUGGCCAAGCUGCUGCCCCUGCGGGUUCUGCCUGUGCUCUUCAGCCUGCUUAAGGUGGUUCCACGAGUGUUUGGGCGCGUGAUGGGUAAGAGCCGGGAGGCGGUGGCCCAGGCCAUGGUGCUAGAAAUGUUCCGGGAGGAGGACUACUACAACGAUGAUGUUCUGGACCAGAUGGGUGCCAGCAUUCUGGGUGUGGAGGGGCCCCGGCGCCACCCAGACGAGCCCCCAGAGGAUGAAGUCUUUGAGCUCUUCCCCAUGUUCAUGGGAGGGCUUCUUUCUGCCCACAACCGGGCCGUGCUGGCUCAGCUUGGCUGCCCCAUCAAAAACCUGGAUGUCCUGGAGAAUACCCAGGCCAUCAAGAAGAAGCUGGGCAAACAGGGCCGCCAGGUGCUGCCCCCCUCGGAACUUCUUGACUACCUCUUCUUCCACUAUGAGUUCCAGAACCAGCGCUUCUCCGCUGAGGUGCUCAGCUCCCUGCGCCAGCUCAACUUGGCUGGUGUGCGUAUGACGCCCCUCAAGUGCACUGUGGUGGCAGCUGUACUGAGCAGGGGAAAGCAUACCCUGGAUGAGGUGAACUUGGCUUCCUGCCAGCUGGACCCCGCUGGGCUGCACACACUCAAGCCUGUCUUGCUGCGCGCCCGGAAGCUAGGUUUGCAACUCAACAGCCUGGGCCCUGAGGCCUGCAGGAACCUCCGAGACCUACUGCUGCAUGACCAGUGCCAAAUUACCACUCUGCGGCUGUCCAACAACCCGCUGACGGCAGCGGGUGCGGCGCUGCUGGUGGAGGGGCUGGCAGGAAACACUUCGCUGACACACCUGUCCCUGCUGCACACUGGUCUUGGGGACAAGGGCCUGGAGCUGCUGGCUGCCCAGCUGGACCGCAACCAGCAGCUUCAGGAGCUGAACGUGGCCUACAACGGAGCUGGUGACACAGCGGCCCUGGCUCUGGCGAAGGCUGCCCGGGGGCACCCUUCCCUGGAGCUGCUGCACCUCUACUUCAAUGAGCUGAGCUCAGAAGGCCGCCAGGUUCUGCGGGACUUGGGGGGCACAGCCGAAGGUGGUGCCCAGGUCGUGACAUCGCUGACAGAGGGGACAGCAGUGUCCGAGUACUGGUCGGUGAUCCUCAGUGAAGUCCAGCGGAACCUCAACAGCUGGGAUCAGGCUCGGGUCCAGCGCCACCUUGAGCUACUGCUGCGGGAUCUGGAAGAUAGCCGUGGUGCCACCCUUAAUCCUUGGCGCAAGGCCCAGAUGCUGCGAGUGAAGGGCGAGGUCAAGGCCCUCCUGGAGCAGCUGAGGGGCUCUGGAAGCUGAGACAAUGGCUGCAGGCACCUAGCUGUGUAACCAUUGGCCCCCAAAACCCUUUCCUCUGUGGCCUCCUGGCUUGCACUACUCCUUCUAGAAAGACCCCUUCAAGGGCUGGAGGCAAAAGAAUGGACACACCUGUGCCAGCUGCCCUCCUAGGGCAUGUCCAACCAGUGAUUGGACCUGCAACCAAGCCUGCAAUUUCCAGGGUCAAAGAUGGGAAAUCACUGUUCUGGGCUUGUAGAGGGAACAUGCCUCCUCUCCCUUCUAAAAGGAACAAAGGGUGUGACAUUUUGGUGGCCAGAUGGCCCUGUAGUACCAUCCCCAACCUGGCCUCUCCCAAGGACCCUCUGGUCAUGUCACCAAGGUGGCAUAUGUCUUAUGUCCGUCAUGCCAAGGGUGAUGCCAUCCAGAACAUGAAUUGGAGGGUCUAAACCUCCAUCCAUCCAGACUCAGUCUCCACCUCCUGCCUUCAUGCCCAUCUGUGGACACUAAAAAUGCCUGCAGCCACUUUGCUCUCAUGUUGGUGCUUUCUCUUCACCCUUGUUCCCCCUUUACCAAGAUGGUACCUAUGGCUCGGUGGCCCCUGGGGCAGGUGCCCUGACUUGCUGCCAUUAAAAAGCUGUGUGUCUUCCAUGUACUGUGGCCUCUUCUUCCCUGGAUGCUGCUGUUCUUUGUAAUUCUGGUUAAACUGCUGACCACUUUGUGUUACAAGUGGUUCUUGGGCACUGGGUUCAGAGGUUGUGGGGGCUGGGAGAAGCCCAUGAACAAGAUACUGGGAUGGGGUAGGUCAUGCUGGGCCAUCGAAUUCUAUCACCUUUUUCAUAUUCCCCCCUAGGCUUGGAAUUGCAGUGACCAGCCAUCUGCCUUUCUCUGUACAUAGGGGGUGCUAGGACAUCAGCAGUGGGGCUCCAGAGGAAGUUGGGACCCAGGAAU